AGCGAUAACAUCCUCUUCUACCGUCCAGGCUAUCCAAGCCCAGUCAACAUUCUAUUUGGCCUGCCUCGUGUCGACCAGAGCCCGUCGCAACCCGACCUACUUGGCAUUGAUGCUCAGGUCGCCCUCCUAGCAUGUCAAAUCGUCGCUAACAAUGCCUUUGCCACCGGGUAUCUGGCGAGCGACGACAAGGGGACUCGCUGCGCCGACACUGACCCUGAUUCGGUCCUAACGCGGAGUGAAUAUUGUUUUUUUGUUCAAGGAGAUGGUAAGCACGAGUAUCCCGUUGUUCCCAGUUUUCGGGACUGGCAGUUCCCCCACGAUCGACUACCACCAUUCUGGCCCUUACAAACGACAGAAUCUAAAUCGACCUCGAACCGGCGCCCUGUUACCAACACAUCGUACGCCUUGACUGAAGCGCAUAUCAUACCGAGGGAAGAAACCGAGUGGUUCUUAAUCAAUGGGAUGCACCGAUAUGGUAGUGGACGAUAUGACAUUGAUGACCUAAGCAAUAUCGUUACGUUGCGGUCUGAUGUCCGUAUCUGUUUCGAUCGCCGAGUCUUUGCGUUUGUCCCCAAGCCAUACGAACAUCAAGUGAAAGAAUUCGUUGUACACAUACUUGAUCCUCGUCACACCGAUUUUGUUACGUCAUACCAGAACAGGACGGUAUACUUGUCUGAAAUGGUAAGCCCGGAGUACCUUUUUGCAAGGUUUGCAUGGGCCAUCAUACACCUCGUCAAACCUUUCAUCGUCGGCGGCGUCGACCGUCGAAUUGCAAUGUACAGCCGGGCUAAGACGGGGUCCGAUGAUGGUGGCGGUAAGGGACUCCCGAAAGCCAAGAUUGAGUUGCUCGAAGACGCAUCAUUGAUGGCUCUUUACGGAGGCGGUGGCAGUAGGAGUGCUAGUCCGCGGAAGCGAGAGGCCUCGAGUCCAAAAGACGAGUGCGAAUUUGACGAAUACGAGGAAAAGUCUGCGAAGGAGGCGUCAGAUGAUGACUGGUAUGCGGAACACCUUGAGCUCGUACUGGACAGAGAGAGUCCAAGAGGGAGGAAACGGCAGAGGGCGAGUAACUCUUUAACU
Ilyonectria robusta is the source of this 1077-nucleotide messenger RNA. RefSeq lists its product as uncharacterized. The record is from RefSeq and is a predicted model, not a curated record. The transcript has 2 exons. Lineage: Eukaryota; Fungi; Ascomycota; Sordariomycetes; Hypocreales; Nectriaceae. The annotation marks the transcript as partial.